UAAUUACUUAAUGAGGUAAUGUGAGAACUAUAAAAGAAGGAGUGUAUAGGAAAAACAGUGUUAUUAAAUUGUGAUUAAUUCAGAGAGGAGAUAACCAAGGAAGAACAAGAAAGAAGUACAGAAGAAAACAUUGAGAUAAAUAGAGUGUUUGUUGUUAUUGUAAAGACAAUGCUUAAAGUCUGUAAAAAUGAUGGGUAAGACUUCCCACGUAUUCCCUGUCACUUAGGGUUGGGGACUCUGGUGGAAACCUACGUGAAUGCCAUCAACAAAGGAACCAUUCCUUGCUUGGAGAAUGCAGUGACCACUCUGGCCCAGCGUGAGAACUCAGCAGCCGUGCAGAAGGCAGCCGACCACUACAGUGAGCAGAUGGCCCAGCAGGUGCAGUUCCCCACAGACACACUCCAGGAGCUGCUGGAGGUGCACACAGCCUGUGAGAAGGAAGCCAUCGCAGUCUUCAUGGAGCACUCCUUCAAGGACGACAAUCAUGAGUUCCAGAAGAAGCUUAUUGAAACCACAGAGAGAAAGAAGGAAGCUCUCUUGCUGCGGAAUGAAGAGGCAUCUGUCAAAUACUGCCAGGCUCAGCUGGAGCAGCUUUCAGAGGCCCUGAUGCAAAGCAUCUCAAGAGGAGCAUUCUCUGUUCCUGGAGGCCACAGGCUCUACUUAGAAGCAAAGAAGAAGGUGGAAUUUGACUACAAGCUAGUGCCCAGGAAAGGAGUGAAGGUGAGGAAUAAGGAGAUAGCGAUGGCCAACAGAGUGUGGUCACAGGGUCGGUGUUGCUAUGUCUCAAACUCUAUGCUCACAGCACUAUUUGUGAAACAAAGCAGAGAAUGGCAAUAUAUUGACAUUUAUAACAUUUUAUAUGCACUAUUCAUUAGACACUCUUAAAUAAACUGAAAAUAG
Molecule: messenger RNA, 900 nt
Organism: Marmota flaviventris (yellow-bellied marmot)
Lineage: Eukaryota; Metazoa; Chordata; Mammalia; Rodentia; Sciuridae
Source: RefSeq, a predicted model, not a curated record